Molecule: messenger RNA, 1286 nt
Organism: Mauremys reevesii (Reeves's turtle)
Lineage: Eukaryota; Metazoa; Chordata; Testudines; Geoemydidae
Product: immunoglobulin superfamily member 1-like
Exons: 5
Coding region: 42-686 (214 amino acids)
Source: RefSeq, a predicted model, not a curated record
GUAUUGGUGGCAGUGCUGAGGGGCCCCUCGCUGCCCUCAUCAUGGCAUCUGCUCUCACCGUCCUCCUCCUAGGCUGCUGGCUGGCCGGGCACAGCGGGGUGUGGGGACAGCCCAGCUACCCCAAACCCACCAUCUCUGGGAUCCCCAGCGAGGGGGUUUCCUUGGGGGGAUCCGUGAGCAUCUGGUGUAAGGGGCAGCACCAGACCGUGCAGUUCAUGCUGUAUAAAGAUGGACGCCAUAACGGAAGUGUGGAUUCGGACUCACAGGCUCUGUUUCUCAUCAACAUCGUGAGCCGGGAGCAAGGCGGGAACUACAGCUGCUCCUAUCGCAGCAGAUCGGGGCCGUUCACGAUGUCAGACCCCAGCAACCCCGUGGAGCUGGUGGUGAGAGAUCCCAGCUUACCCGGACCCUCCAUCUCUCUGAGCCCCACUGGGGUCGUGACCUCAGGGGCAGACGUCACCAUCCGGUGUCAGGGGCAGCGCCGGGACGUGAGGUUCUUUGUGCACAAGGCUGAAGACCAGAACCCGCAGCAAAACAUGGACCCUGCUGGGGACGGGGCCGAGUUCCGCAUCCCCAGUGUGGGCCGGCAGCACGGAGGGAGCUACAGCUGCAGCUACCGGCCCCCAUCAGAGCCCUUCGUCUCCUCGCAGCCCAGCGACACCGUGGAGCUGGUGGUAGCAGGAUAAGGACCAGCCCCGAGACAGAGCAGAUGAGACCCCAGCUCUGCUCCCCACCCUGAUCUACCUGCGCUAGGAUUCAGGACUCCUGGUUUCUCUCCCCCACUCAGGGAGGGGAGUGGGAUCUAAUGGGUAGAUAAGGGGGGCUGGGAGUCAGGACUCCUGGUUUCUCUCCCCGGCUCGGGAUGGGAAGUGGUGUCUAGUAGUUACAACAGGGGGGUGAGGAGGUUUUAAUGUUGUACUUUUUAGUUAUUUUCCUAAUGAUAGCUUGAUUCUCAUAGUUGAUAACCAUGAAAAACGGUUAAUUGGCAACUCAAUAGAAUCUUUAUGCUAAAUCUGGUGCUUUUUCUGUUGCUAACCAUGAUCGCAAACUAUAGCUGUGCACAUUGAUUUCAGCAGUUCUAUGGAGUAAUUUACAUUUCUUCUGUCUAAUUUUUACAUUUUGAUUAUGUUGGAAAAUGGCAAAUGAUUCAUUUAUUUCCUAGAUGAUGAUGAUGGUUUUUUACUUCUGAUUUGUCCAAGCUCUGUUUGGAUGGAAAUUCAAAUGCACAGAAACAGCAUUUUCAAUAUGUUUAUUAAUUAAAUAAAAUGUCAAAGUCAGACUCAGGA